Molecule: messenger RNA, 1932 nt
Organism: Cyprinus carpio (common carp)
Lineage: Eukaryota; Metazoa; Chordata; Actinopteri; Cypriniformes; Cyprinidae
Product: vang-like protein 1
Exons: 8
Coding region: 1-1488 (495 amino acids)
Biological process (GO): multicellular organism development
Cellular component (GO): plasma membrane
Source: RefSeq, a predicted model, not a curated record
AUGUCACCAUCAGUGCCAUCAUCAGCUCAGCCACAAGCAGCCGCGGAUCAGAGCUCCGCCCCCACAGACGCCCAGGAUGACAACUGGGGCGAAACCACCACAGCGGUCACCGGAACUUCAGACCACAGCUUGUCUCAAGAGGAUUUGGCUGGCUUCGGGAAGGAGACGGAAGGUCCAGUAGAGAAACUGAACUGUGUACGCUUCCUUCCUUUGGCCCUCACCCUUGUCCUGGGCCUGCUGGUUCUGAUCACCCCACUGUCCUUCCUGGUGCUGCCCCAGCUGAUGUGGCCGGAGCGCCUGCAGGCUUGUGGUACUGCCUGUGAGGGCCUGUUUCUUUCGCUGGCAUUCAAGCUCCUCAUUCUGUUGCUGGCUGGUUGGGCGCUGCUUGUGCGACCGGCACGAGCCUCCCUGCCCCGGAUAGCAGUGUUCCGCGCCCUGCUGGGGUUACUCACGCUCCUCCUGCUGCUCUCCUACUGGCUGUUCUUUGGAGUGCGCAUCUUGGACUCGCAGGAUGAGAACUACCAGGGCAUAGUGCAGUUUGCAGUAUCAUUGGUGGAUGCUCUGCUGUUCAUCCAUUACCUGGCAGUGGUUCUGCUGGAGAUCCGACAUCUGCAGCCCUGCUUUUCUCUCUGUGUCGUGCGCUCCACCGAUGGAGAGACUCACCACUAUAACCUGGGACAGCUCAGCAUUCAGCGGGCAGCCCAGGUAAUUCUUGAACACUAUUAUAAGGAUUUCUCAGUCCACAACCCUGCCCUACUGAUGGCUGCAAAGUCCAGGGCAGCUAAACAUCUGGCUGGGCUAAAAGUCUAUAAUGUAGAUGAGUUUAAAGCCAAACUGAAAAGCUAUCUUUUCGAUUGUGCUGGUAGCGAUACUGCAACAGCUCAAUCUCGGGCUAAAAUAGCAGCUGCCGCACGACAGAGAGACGCCAGCCACAAUGAGCUGUACUACGAGGAAGCAGAGCAUGAUAGAAGAGUCCGAAAGCGCAGAGCACGGCUGGUGGUGGCAGUAGAGGAGGCGUUCACACACGUUAGACGGCUGCAGGAGGAGGAGAAAAAGAAGCUGCCAGGAGAUGAGAUGGAUCCACGUGAGGCAGCGCAGGCCAUCUUCCCCUCCAUGGCUCGAGCACUGCAGAAAUACCUGCGCACCACCCGUCAGCAGCACUGCCACAGCAUGGACAGUAUUCAGGCCCAUCUGGCAUUCUGCAUUACAAACAACAUGACUCCAAAGGCAUUUCUGGAGAGCUAUCUGAUGGCUGGGCCCACACUGCAGUAUACGAGAGAGUGCUGGCAGACCCGGCAGUGGAGGCUGGUCAGCGAAGCGUCUGUCACCAGUCCCCUCCGUCACGGCUCUGAAUUCCAGCUCAAAUCAUCUGACUUCAGCUUAGUGGUCACCAGCAAAGCUAUCCCUCACCUCAAACUCCGUGAGGAGUACGUCCACCCCAAAUCUCACAAGUUUGUACUACAACUGCAGUCUGAGACCUCCGUCUGAUGGAUUCGGUUGCUUUUGUUUGGUUUGGUUUUCUGCACCUGUAAAUUUUGGACUAGUGCUAUUUUGUUUGAAAUUCUUUUUCACUUUUUCACAGUUUAUAAAUGGCAUUUUACAUAAUGGAUGUAUUUUGAUACAAUAUUUGUUAUUACCAAGAACAGAGAAGGGAAAAAAACAAACAAAAAAAUAUAUACAUGUACUGUGUGUAUCUGAUUACCUAGUGCUGACUGGUGUGAUUGUGCUGCUUGUCUGUAUGGUUCUUACUUCAUAGAACAAAUGCUAAUUACAAACUGUGAUAAGCAUCAGACUGAGGCAUCAUUGGUAAAGCUUUUGCAAGAAGAUGUUGUUUAGGAUAUCUAUGUUUGUGAGACUUUUUUUUUUCUUUCUUUUUUUUUUCAGUUUAUCACAACAGAGCUGGAAUUGCAUAAGAUCUAGUAAGGUCACAAA